AUGGCAUCAGGACCGAGAGUGAUGACCGCGGCAGUUGCAUUAUGCGGUCCGGUGCUGCUGGAGAUGCAGGAGCUCAUGGUUACGGUAGGGCUACCUAGUGAUUUAAUGUUGGAGGAGGCUAUUGGGCCUGCGCAAACUUGGACCAGACAUCGAGAUGAUAUGGAGAGGUUUAUUUAUCCGAUCCUGAGAAUGAAAGCCGAGAUGCUGGAGGCUAGGGGGCGAAGGGAGAAGGAGAAAAAGUGGGCCUAA
Messenger RNA from Venustampulla echinocandica, 249 nucleotides. RefSeq lists its product as uncharacterized. NCBI's taxonomy places the organism in Eukaryota, Fungi, Ascomycota, Leotiomycetes, Helotiales, Pleuroascaceae. The coding region runs from base 1 to 249 and encodes 82 amino acids. The record is from RefSeq and is a predicted model, not a curated record. The transcript has a single exon.